Molecule: messenger RNA, 951 nt
Organism: Mizuhopecten yessoensis (Yesso scallop)
Lineage: Eukaryota; Metazoa; Mollusca; Bivalvia; Pectinida; Pectinidae
Exons: 2
Coding region: 79-498 (139 amino acids)
Source: RefSeq, a predicted model, not a curated record
UCAACGGUGUUAAAUUUAAUACUAUUUAUCAUAUUGUAUGUUUUGUUUCAGAAUACAAUUGUAAAGAAACAGUUUGCCAUGGCGUCAAAUGUGAAUGACAAGGUAAAAACUCUCCAUAACACAAUGGUGUUCAACAUAAGUACCGAAAUAUUUGGAGACCAAUUGGAGAAUGUGAAAUUUCUAUUUAAGGAUACUCCGCUGACAUCGCAUGAUAUGUUUAAAAUUAAAAACAUCCAAACACUCUUCGAACAUCUCAUGAAUUACAAAACAAUCGAUUAUGGAAAUUACCAAAAGUUUGAAUCUAUGAUUGGGUGCAUACAUCCAAAGGUGUGUUCAAUGGUACAGGAGUGUGCUGUGAAAAUCAACCAACUGAAGAGUAACCUAGACGACCAAGGUCCAUCAACAGCCACACAACGAAAGACAGAAGAUCAAAGUCAGCAACAGUCUACAGGUAUGUGGGAUCGUAGUUUUUGGGAUGUAAAAUCAAGGCGAGAUUAAAUUGAUAAUUGCACAUGUGUAAUGGGAUUUGUACAUAAGUACAGGUUUGUGUGAGAAGUACAUGUGAAGCAGGAUGUACACACAAGUACAGGUUUGUGUGAGUAGUACAUGUGAAGCAGGAUGUACACACAAGUACAGGUAUGUGUGAGAAGUACAUGUGAAGCCGGAUGUACACGUAAGUACAAGUUUGUGUGAUACGUUCGUAUGAAUUGAGAUGACAUACACAAAAGUGCAGGUUUGUGUUAUCAGUACAUGUGCAGUGGAAGAUAAAGGGGGCAAAUAUGUUAAAAUCUUUCCGUAUAUAUACUUCUUUUGAAUAGAGGCCAAGUCUUCUUAAUAACCAAAUGUCUCAGAAUGAUCAUGCUUACCAGUUACAUGCAAGUAUGAAGCGCUUUCAAUUUUGUUCAAAUGAACAGCCUUCACCAAUUAAGGAAAUUGUGGUCAAAUGUACUA